Messenger RNA from Suillus bovinus, 1820 nucleotides. RefSeq lists its product as uncharacterized. Gene Ontology annotation, biological process: translational elongation. Gene Ontology annotation, cellular component: cytoplasm; nucleus. Bases 113 to 1378 code for a protein of 421 amino acids. The record is from RefSeq and is a predicted model, not a curated record. The transcript has 6 exons. Gene Ontology annotation, molecular function: translation elongation factor activity. Lineage: Eukaryota; Fungi; Basidiomycota; Agaricomycetes; Boletales; Suillaceae.
UAUCUGGACCUGUGUUUUGCUUAUGCUCCGAUAAAAUUUCAGGAGGUCGCGCUAAUCAAAUCCUUUCAUCUCAUCUUUCAUUCCAUCUUCCACCUUCGCCAAAGUUUUCAAAAUGGCACCUGUGGGCAAACUCUACUGUGUUCCUACUAUGCGCCAGACCAAGACGAUCAGGAGCGUCUGCGCACUAGCAGGUCUUGAGCUGGAGAUCCCCGAGUACAAGCACUUUUCGGACAAUCAGAAGCCAGAGUUUCUUGCAAAGUUCCCUCAUGGAAAGAUCCCCGCUUUUGAGGGCGCAAACGGCUUCAACCUCACGGAGGGUGCCCCGAUCGCGCGGUAUCUUGCCGGCCUUGCUCCCAACUCUGGCCUUCUCGGCUCAACACCAGAGGACGCUGCAGCCAUCGAUCAAUGGGUUCACUUUUCCGAAUCAGAACUUUCUAUGCAGACCGAUUUUAUCACAGGGAUGCUCAACAACUACAUCCCCUACAGCAAAGGCAUCCACACCGGCCUCGCUGAGUUCCAAUUGCGCGGCCUCAACACCCUCGAAGCCCAUCUGAGCACCCGUACCUUCCUCGUUGGCGACCGCAUCACUCUUGCUGAUAUCACUACCGCCUCUGUUCUCCAGCGCGUUGUUUCCGUCAACGUAGACGCUGCUGUGCGCGCCAACCUCAUCAACACUGUUCGCUUCUUGGAGACUAUUGUACAUCAGCCCAAACUCGAGGAUAUCUUUGGUCCUACUCAGUACACCGAGAAGGCGUUGCAAUACGUCCCUCCCAAAAAGGAGAAGGCGCCCGCACCCCCUGCCGCACCAAAAGAGAAGAAGGAGAAGCCGAAGCAAGUUGCUAAGGACGAUGAUGAGGAAGAUGAUGGCAACCUUGUGCCUGAGGAGCCCAAGGAGAAGAAUCCCUUGGAACUGCUCCCAAAGAGCACGUUUAACCUCGAGGACUGGAAACGGGCUUACAGCAACAAAGAUACGCGCGGCGCUGAUGGUUCGUUGGAGUGGUUCUACGCCAACUUCGACAAGGAGGGUUUCUCCGUCUGGCGCGUAGACUUCAAAUACAAUGAAGAACUCACGCAAGUUUUCAUGUCCUCCAACCAGAUCGGUGGCUUCUUCAACCGCCUUGAGGCAUCGCGCAAAUACCUCUUUGGAUCGGUGGGCGUGCUUGGCGAAGCCAACGCCUCUAUUAUCACUGGUGUGCUCAUCCUGCGGGGCCAAGAGUCAAAGGCAGCAGUAGACUGUGCACCGGACUUUGAGAGUUACAACUACACCAAACUAGAUGUGUUUGAUAACCAGGAGGACAAAGCCUUCUUCGAGGGCGCACUUGCAUGGGAUCUGGAGGUCGAUGGCAAGAAAUGGGCAGAUGGAAAGAACUUCAAGUAAAAAGUACGUCCUGAUAGGCCGGGAAGCGUGGGACUUUUGGGAAGCUGCAGUAUCAAUUUCUUGUAUCAUCGUGUCACUUAUAUGUAGAUCUUUAACGAACUGUUGACCUACGUUUGUGGAAGAGCACACAUACUGUCCAGCGUCACGCUUAGUCCAAAGUUAAGCAUCAACUAUUGGUACCGCGCAAUCACAUUAGCCGAUUUCGCAGUCCGCUCGGCAUUUCGAGGGCACCUUCAUGGCCUCACUGGCAGUUCUUGUCCUCAUAGUUCCAGACAAAGUGUAUUUGAUGAUGCACUGCCACGAGAUGUGAGGUAUCCUAAAGCGGUGCCGGCGGAUGUCCACCUCGAGCUUCGAUCAAACAUAGCCAAGAAUCUACAAAGUCCCUUGUAGAAGCAAGAACUUGGGUCUAUCCGUUCUGAUUCCGCAGUAUAAUUGAACUUUG